Symbiodinium necroappetens is the source of this 210-nucleotide messenger RNA. NCBI's taxonomy places the organism in Eukaryota, Dinophyceae, Suessiales, Symbiodiniaceae. The record is from the annotation of a GenBank genome assembly.
AUGACCUUGCGUUAUACCGAAGGCGAUUUUAUGUGCAGGGAGUGUGGCAGCACUCGCCUCGAGUACGAUGACAACAAGUUCUGUUGCCUCACCUGUGGCACGGUCCACGACUGCUGGGAUCCCUUGGGGCUCAGCAGCAUCGACGAGGACGAACACGUGGAUGUGAGCCUCUUCGAGACCCAGACGAAGCAGGGCGUCAAAGGGUACGAA